AUGAAGGCCUUUGAUGAUGUUGCCUGGGAAACAAUUACUGAUAUGACAAAGGAAUGGUUAGAGCUUCUGGAAUACGAUAUGGUGAUCUAUAGAGAUGUGGGAAUCUUUCUUUCUGCACAAUAUAGCUCUCUUCAGUGGACAGACUUCGGUUACUGCAACGCAGGCACUUUCAAUGCCGUUUUUCGGAUGCGGUUCGCUAACGAGUACAGCGCUAUUAUACGGUUCCCACUACCUGCAGCUACCAUGUUUCCCGAGGAGAAAGUCCGCAAUGAGGUUUCUGUCAUGCAAUUCCUCUUAAACAAAAUUCCAAUCCCAGUGCCUCGGAUCUUUUGCUGGGGAAAGAGACAAGAGAGUCCCUCAUAUUUGGGUCCUUUCAUCAUUAUGGACUUUAUCGACCACAAGCAAAGCAUGUCUGAUUUUCUCAAUACGCCGAGACGCCAACCAGACCAACUCCCAGUCCUCAAUCCGGAUCUUGACCUUGGCAAGCUAGGGAAUCUCUACAGACAACUAGGCAAUAUCAUCCUGUCGCUCUCUACCCUUUCUUUUAGCAAGAUAGGAUCUCUGGAUCAGAAAGAAGGUGUAUGGGAAGUGUUACAUCGGCCUCUAUCAUAUUCUAUGAACGAGAUUGUGUCACUGGGGACGCUCCCCCGAUCGAAACUACCAACCACCACAUACAACAAAGCGUCGUUAUAUUUUGAAGCCUUGGCGGAGCUUCAUAUCACACACCUGCGAAGCCAAAGGAAUGAGGCAAAUAUCGAAGCGAAUAUCGAGCUGAAUACUUUAGCGGAUGACUACCGACGGCAAUUUGUUGCUAGAUUCCUCUUUCGGAAAAUUGCUUGUGACCAGGGGCAGAGAGAAAAAUGGAUACUUCAUGAGAAUGGCCCAUUCCCACUUUGGUGUGACGACCUUCGACCAGGAAAUUUUCUUGUCAAUGAAGCUGGGAUUAUCGUCGGGGUAGUGGAUUGGGAGUACACAUAUACAGCCCCAGUCGAAUUUAACUAUGCGCCGCCUUGGUGGCUUCUUCUCUGCAAGCCUGAAUCCUGGGACAGAGGCCUUGAUGACUGGUGUACAGAGUAUACCAAAGCACUUCAGACAUUCCUGGAAGCAAUGAAGCAAUGCGAGGACGAGUUAGUCCGCAACGGAAAGCUAAGAGACGGCCAGCGGCUCUCUAGUCAGAUGCGGGAUAGUUGGCAGAGUGGUGACUUUUGGAUCAUGUAUGCUGCUAGGAACAAUUUCGCAUUCGAUGCGAUAUACUGGAAAAAAAUCGAUCAGCGAUUCUUUGGACCAGCUGCAUGCGAUGACCAAGAUGUUUGGAAGGAGAGACUUCAUCUUUUGGAGCCGGGAGAUGUGGAGCUGAUCGAGGAAUAUGUGAAACUGAAGCUUGACGAGAAGAAAGAAGAGAAGUCAGAAAGGAUCCUCGCAUGGGACGCAGAUGAGUAUACCUUGGGAUGGGUUAAAAAGUUGCCGGAGAUGCAGAGAGAGAGGCAUGAAAGACAGGAGAGAGAAAAGGAGGAAGCAGGAAGUGAUUGA
Penicillium verhagenii is the source of this 1530-nucleotide messenger RNA. RefSeq lists its product as uncharacterized. The record is from RefSeq and is a predicted model, not a curated record. The coding region runs from base 1 to 1530 and encodes 509 amino acids. The transcript has a single exon. Lineage: Eukaryota; Fungi; Ascomycota; Eurotiomycetes; Eurotiales; Aspergillaceae.